GGCUGAGCUUGUGAUGCGUUUUGAGCGAAGUGUAACCACAGGAAGCCCAUGCCACACUUGUUAGAGCAGAGGGGAGGAGGAAGAUGCACACUUUUCGCGUCAGUCUCUCGGCAAGCGAGGGGAAGAGCUGAAUCGAGGGAGUUGUGUGUGUGCGCGCGGAGAGACGGAGUCCGAGUUACUUCUUCUAACCCCUCAAGCCUGACCAAGGAUCAUGUUCGUGUCCAAAGCUGUCAGCCGGCUGAGCCGCAAGCGACCACCUUCAGAAAUUCAUGAUAAUGAUGUGCGUGCAACUGAUAGCCAACAGAAUGCAACAGGAACCUCCAAGUGGGCUAUUUCAUUAGAAAAUCUCCUAGAAGAUCCAGAAGGAGUAAAACAUUUCCGGGAUUUUUUAAGGCGCGAAUUUAGUGAGGAAAAUGUUUUAUUCUGGUUGGCAUGUGAGGAGUUCAAGAAUAUUCAAGACAAACAGCUGGUAAAUGCUUUUCAUUUGGCUAUAUUGAUGGAUUCAUAG
This is a messenger RNA of Chiloscyllium plagiosum (whitespotted bambooshark), 508 nucleotides long. NCBI's taxonomy places the organism in Eukaryota, Metazoa, Chordata, Chondrichthyes, Orectolobiformes, Hemiscylliidae. The record is from RefSeq and is a predicted model, not a curated record.